Messenger RNA from Meloidogyne enterolobii, 786 nucleotides. The record is from the annotation of a GenBank genome assembly. NCBI's taxonomy places the organism in Eukaryota, Metazoa, Nematoda, Chromadorea, Rhabditida, Meloidogynidae.
UGUCCACAACUGUGGCCGGGGGACUGCUUGUAAAGUAAACUCCGAUUGCGGUUAGCCUUGUUUCAAGUACGCCCAGCAGAGAUGGGUUAGGUUGAAAAAAACUUGGGUCAAAUUUCGGAUAACCCGGCCUAUCCUUACGCCAAAACUCUCCCCUCCCUUCCCCAAUAGAAAACCCCCAUUAAUAAAAAAAAUUUUUUUCUUUUAAAGAUGAAAGAUAAAUCAACAACAAUAUCAUCUUCUACAACAAAAUCGACAAAACAACCUAAAACAACAACAGCAAAUAAUCAUCGUCGAGCAAUUUCAUUAAAAAGAAAACCGAAAUUAAUUGGAAGGAAAGAAAUUAUAAAUCCUUUAUCAAUAGAUGCUUUAGAAUUUGAUUUAAAUAAAGAAAUGUCUUCAAAAUUAAAUGGAGGAGGAAGAGAAGAGGAGAAAGAGAAAUCUUUGGAUGUUGUAAGUGUACAUUCAGUAGAUGAUUUGAUUGAUUUAAAUGAUGACAAGGAAGAAGGGGAAGAGAAGAAGGAAGGAAUAAAGAAAGAAGGAAAAACAGCAUUAUUGUCUUCAAAUAAUCAUCUUCACUCACAUCUUCAUUCAAGUAUUCAUUCAAGUCCAAAUUUAUAUAUUCAAGCAACAACAACUACACCAAAUAGUAAUUCUCCAAAUAAUUCCUCUUCAUUUUCAUCAAAUUCCCAGUCUUUAAUUAUUCCAAAUGGAAAUACUUUAGCUUAUACACGUUCUUUACAGUCAGAACAAUUUAAAAGAAAAAAUAAUUGGGAGACUUUUGACUGA